AUUGAAAAUUUCACUUCUUGGGGAAUUUGCAAUUUUGUUUGUAAACAAUCUAAUUUUUGUACAAUUAUUCCGAUUAAUUAAAAAAUAAAAAUGUUUUACCACAUUUCUCUUGAACAUGAAAUUCUACUGCAUCCACGUUACUUUGGCCCCCAGCUAUUGGAGACGGUAAAACAAAAAUUAUACACUGAAGUUGAGGGUACAUGUACGGGAAAAUAUGGUUUUGUUAUAGCUGUCACAACUAUUGAUCAGAUAGGUUCCGGUGUUAUACAACCUGGCCAGGGUUUCGUAGUGUACCCGGUGAAAUACAAAGCUAUUGUAUUUCGUCCAUUUAAGGGGGAAGUUUUAGAUGCUGUCGUCAAACAAAUCAACAAAGUUGGCAUGUUUGCUGAAAUUGGUCCUCUAUCGUGUUUUAUAUCACAUCAUUCCAUUCCCGCCGAUAUGCAAUUUUGUCCCAAUGGCAAUCCACCUUGCUAUAAAUCCAAAGAUGAAGAUGUGGUUAUAUCGGGCGAGGAUAAAAUACGUUUAAAAAUCGUUGGUACUCGUGUUGAUGCUACCGGCAUUUUUGCUAUUGGUACUUUGAUGGAUGAUUAUUUGGGUUUAGUUGGCAGUUAAUUUUAUAUAGUCUGGUUGCAAAAUGCAAACAAAUAUUUUAAAAAUAAUUUAUAUAAAUGUAAUAGAUUUAAUGCAAACCUUAA
Lucilia sericata (common green bottle fly) is the source of this 695-nucleotide messenger RNA. RefSeq names its product DNA-directed RNA polymerase II subunit RPB7 (gene Rpb7). Bases 91 to 612 code for a protein of 173 amino acids. NCBI's taxonomy places the organism in Eukaryota, Metazoa, Arthropoda, Insecta, Diptera, Calliphoridae. Gene Ontology annotation, biological process: transcription initiation at RNA polymerase II promoter; positive regulation of translational initiation; DNA-templated transcription. Gene Ontology annotation, molecular function: single-stranded RNA binding; single-stranded DNA binding; translation initiation factor binding. The transcript has 4 exons. The record is from RefSeq and is a predicted model, not a curated record. Gene Ontology annotation, cellular component: P-body; RNA polymerase II, core complex.